CUUCUCUGUCUCUCUGUCCCCUCUCUUACAUUGUAUCUCCUUUUCUCUUACGCGUCUUCAUCUCCACUCACUCACACACACACACGCACUUUCCCUCUCUCUCUAUCUUCUUCUUCUUCUUCUUUGUAUUGUACCAUUCACUUUCUCUCUCUAAAUAUUGCCUUAGAUUAGGACCUCCCGACGGUGGCUUCCUUGUAAAGGAACCAAAGUACAGCCAACCCUUUAAAAAAGUAUUUUAUUUUUCGUUAGAAUUACGAAUUUAUUUAUAUAUAAAAAAAAAGAAGCAAAAAGGAGUGAUUUUGGAUCCGUUUAUUUGCGUUUUGCUUGUGAUGGUAGUGGGUGUUGUUUUGUGUUGUGUUGUUGGCCAAUGCAAAAGUGGAUCUUCUGAAAGAAGAAGAGGAAGAAGGGUUUAAAGAGAAGACUUUCAAGUCCAACAAGAACAAAAGUGAGUGAGUGAGUGAGUUAUGAACACUGGUGGUCGACUCGUUGCUGGUUCCCACAACAGGAACGAGUUCGUCCUCAUCAAUGCAGAUGAGAAUGGACGGAUUAAGUCUGUUCAAGAACUGAGUGGACAGAUAUGUCAGAUUUGUGGGGAUGAGAUAGAGGUUACUGGGAAUGGUGAGCCAUUUGUUGCUUGCAAUGAGUGUGCUUUCCCUGUUUGUCGGCCAUGCUAUGAGUAUGAGAGGCGAGAGGGGAAUCAGGCCUGCCCUCAGUGUAAGACCAGAUACAAACGGAUCAAAGGUACUCCCAGGGUUGAAGGUGAUGAAGAUGAGGAUGAUAUUGAUGACUUGGACAAUGAGUUUGAUUAUGAAAACCCGGAUGCUUUGGGCCGGCAACAAACUUCAGAUUCAUUGUUUUCUGGACGCCUUAACACUGGACGUGGUUCUAAUUCUAAUAUAUCUGGCAUCCCCACAAAUUUUGAACAUGGCUCACCUCCUCUCAAUUCUGAUAUCCCACUCCUGACUUAUGGGGAGGAGGAUCCUGAGAUAUCAUCUGAUAGACAUGCUCUAAUUGUUCCCCCAUAUAUGAAUCAUGGGAACAGAGUCCAUCCCAUGCCUUAUGCUGAUCCAUCUAUUCCACUGCAACCCAGACCGAUGGUUCCAAAAAAAGAUAUUGCGGUAUAUGGGUAUGGAAGUGUGGCUUGGAAAGACCGGAUGGAGGACUGGAAGAAAAGGCAGAAUGACAAACUUCAGGUGGUGAAGCAUGAAGGGAGCAAUGACGGAGACUUUGGUGAUGAGUUUGAGGACCCUGAUUUGCCCAUGAUGGAUGAAGGCAGGCAGCCACUUUCUCGAAAGAUACCUAUCCCGUCAAGCAAGAUAAAUCCAUACAGAAUGGUUAUAAUACUCCGCCUUGUAAUCCUUGGGCUUUUUUUUCAUUAUAGAAUUCUCCACCCAGUUAAUGAUGCAUAUGGGUUGUGGUUGACGUCAGUCAUAUGUGAAAUAUGGUUUGCUGUAUCAUGGAUAAUGGACCAGUUUCCAAAAUGGUACCCAAUACAGCGAGAAACAUACCUUGAUCGUCUAUCACUGAGGUAUGAAAAGGAAGGGAAGCCAUCUGAGUUGUCCAAUAUAGACGUCUUUGUCAGUACAGUUGAUCCCAUGAAAGAGCCUCCACUGAUAACAGCAAACACUGUUCUAUCUAUCCUUGCUGUUGAUUAUCCAGUUGAUAAAGUUGCAUGCUAUGUCUCAGAUGACGGUGCUGCCAUGCUUACUUUUGAAGCACUCUCUGAGACAUCUGAAUUUGCUAGGAGGUGGGUUCCAUUUUGUAAAAAAUACAAUAUUGAGCCCCGGGCUCCAGAAUGGUAUUUUGGUCUGAAGAUUGACUACCUGAAAAAUAAAGUACAUCCAGCAUUUGUCAGGGAAAGGAGAGCAAUGAAGAGGGAUUAUGAAGAAUUUAAGGUGAGGAUUAACAGUUUGGUGUCAACAGCACAAAAAGUUCCUGAGGAUGGAUGGACCAUGCAGGAUGGGACUCCUUGGCCUGGAAAUAAUGUGAGGGAUCAUCCUGGCAUGAUUCAGGUCUUCCUUGGUCAGGAUGGCGUUCGUGAUGUUGAAGGAAAUGAGUUGCCUCGCUUGGUCUAUGUUUCUCGAGAAAAGAGGCCAGGAUUUGAACACCACAAAAAGGCUGGGGCAAUGAAUUCUCUCGUACGGGCAUCAGCAAUUAUCUCAAAUGCACCUUAUCUUCUGAAUGUUGAUUGUGAUCACUACAUUAACAAUAGCAAGGCACUUAGAGAAGCUAUGUGUUUUAUGAUGGACCCUCAACUUGGGAAGAAGAUUUGUUAUGUACAAUUUCCUCAAAGAUUUGAUGGGAUUGAUCGCCAUGAUAGAUACUCAAACAGGAAUGUUGUAUUUUUUGAUAUCAAUAUGAAAGGAUUGGAUGGAAUACAAGGUCCAAUUUAUGUUGGAACUGGAUGUGUUUUCAGAAGAUAUGCGCUUUAUGGAUAUGAUGCACCUGCCAAGAAGAAGCCACCGAGCAAAACCUGUAACUGUUGGCCAAAAUGGUGCUGCCUAUGUUGUGGCUCUAGAAAGAAAAAGAAUGCAAACGCUAAGGAUAAAAAGAAGAAGGUGAAGCACAGUGAAGCAUCAAAGCAGAUACACGCACUUGAAAAUAUUGAGGCAGGGAAUGAAGGACCCAAUAAUGACAAGUCAUCCAAUUUGACUCAAAUGAAAUUGGAGAAGAGGUUUGGACAGUCUCCAGUGUUUGUAGCCUCCACACUUUUGGAAAAUGGUGGAGCUCCACAUGGUGUGAGUCCUGCCUCACUUUUAAAAGAAGCCAUCCAAGUCAUCAGUUGUGGUUAUGAAGACAAAACUGAAUGGGGAAAAGAAGUUGGGUGGAUAUAUGGUUCUGUGACGGAAGAUAUCUUGACUGGAUUUAAAAUGCAUUGCCAUGGUUGGCGGUCUGUGUAUUGCAUCCCUAAACGGCCUGCAUUCAAGGGGUCAGCACCAAUCAACCUUUCAGAUCGUUUACACCAAGUUCUUCGAUGGGCCCUCGGGUCUGUUGAGAUUUUCUUCAGCAGACAUUGUCCAAUCUGGUAUGGCUACGGUGGUGGGUUGAAGUUGUUGGAACGAUUUUCCUACAUAAAUUCGGUCGUGUAUCCUUGGACUUCCCUCCCAUUGAUUGUCUACUGUACUCUACCAGCCAUAUGCCUUCUGACUGGAAAGUUUAUUGUACCUGAGAUUAGCAACUAUGCCAGUAUUGUGUUCAUGGCACUCUUCAUAUCCAUAGCAGCAACUGGUAUCCUUGAGAUGCAGUGGGGUGGUGUUGGUAUAGACGAUUGGUGGAGGAAUGAACAGUUUUGGGUGAUUGGAGGUGCUUCUUCACAUCUGUUUGCCCUUUUUCAGGGUUUACUGAAGGUUUUGGCUGGUGUCAACACAAACUUUACUGUUACCUCAAAAGCAGCUGAUGAUGGAGAGUUCUCAGAGCUCUAUAUCUUCAAGUGGACAUCACUAUUAAUUCCUCCAACUACGUUAUUAAUAAUGAAUAUUGUUGGGGUGGUUGUUGGGGUCUCAGAUGCCAUCAACAAUGGUUAUGACUCAUGGGGACCUCUCUUUGGUAGAUUAUUCUUUGCCUUGUGGGUCAUUAUCCAUCUCUACCCAUUCCUUAAGGGGUUGCUUGGUAAACAAGAUAGGAUGCCAACCAUUGUAUUGGUUUGGUCAAUCCUUCUAGCUUCCAUCUUGACUCUCUUGUGGGUUCGAAUUAACCCUUUCGUGUCAAGAGAUGGCCCUGUCUUGGAAAUUUGUGGAUUGAAUUGUGACGACUCAUAAAAUAAUAAAAGCUGAAGGUGUUUUUCAGCUACACUGUAUGUUGAAAGAAGCAAUGCCUUGAAUAUGACACACGCUCCUCAAAGUUGCACGAAUUUUUGGAUGGAAAGAAGUUGUAUUUUUCGGGUGUGUAGAUAUAGAGG
Messenger RNA from Gastrolobium bilobum, 3898 nucleotides. Its product is annotated as cellulose synthase A catalytic subunit 6 [UDP-forming]-like. The transcript is spliced from 14 exons. The record is from RefSeq and is a predicted model, not a curated record. Gene Ontology annotation, cellular component: plasma membrane; trans-Golgi network. NCBI's taxonomy places the organism in Eukaryota, Viridiplantae, Streptophyta, Magnoliopsida, Fabales, Fabaceae. Bases 465 to 3758 code for a protein of 1097 amino acids. Gene Ontology annotation, molecular function: cellulose synthase (UDP-forming) activity. Gene Ontology annotation, biological process: cellulose biosynthetic process; plant-type primary cell wall biogenesis.